Messenger RNA from Aspergillus ochraceoroseus IBT 24754, 1879 nucleotides. Its product is annotated as polysaccharide lyase family 1 protein. The record is from RefSeq and is a predicted model, not a curated record. Bases 256 to 1407 code for a protein of 383 amino acids. The transcript has 6 exons. Gene Ontology annotation, molecular function: pectate lyase activity. NCBI's taxonomy places the organism in Eukaryota, Fungi, Ascomycota, Eurotiomycetes, Eurotiales, Aspergillaceae.
CGGGCGGAUACAGCCCGCUGAAUCAAGAGUUUCUCCAGGCCACCAAUGAUGGCGAAACAGCUUGCGAGGUUUAUACUAGCUGUCAUGCAUAUAGCUUGAAAGGAAGUGGCCCAGAACGCCACAGGGGUCAGGAAGGAGGCCCAGGUGUCCCAGUAUCAGCCAUGAGUUUCAUGAAGACCUAUAAAGCGGAGGACAUGGCUCCCAACUGCUCCUCAUAUACCAUUCCUAAGCUUGCAUUUCGAAGGACGCCUGAGAAUGCAGUCAGUUAUGAUGAAGCUCAAAUUGUUGUUUGCAGCUGCGGCGCUGGUCUCCAACGUCCGUGCUGUGAGUGUCUCUGGAGCUGCAGAGGGCUUCGCCAAGGGGGUUACUGGAGGUGGCAGCGCAACACCUGUGUACCCUAGUACCACUGCUGAGCUGGUUUCUUACCUGGGAGACAGCUCGGCGCGUGUGAUCGUUCUCACCAAGACAUUUGACUUUACUGGGACUGAAGGCACUACCACAGGCACUGGAUGCGCACCGUGGGGGACUGCAUCUGCUUGUCAGGUGGCGAUCAACUUGAACAGUUGGUGCACGAACUAUCAGUCGAGUGCGCCGUCGGUUUCGGUCAGCUACGAUAACGCCGGUAUCCUCGGAAUCACCGUGAACUCGGACAAGACCUUGCUUGGUUCAGGUUCUAGUGGUGUUAUUAAAGGCAAGGGCCUGCGCAUUGUCAGUGGAGCAAACAAUAUUAUUAUCCAAAACGUCGCUAUCACGGAUAUUAACCCGAAGUAUGUGUGGGGCGGCGAUGCAAUCACUCUCAAUGACGCAGAUAUGGUGUGGAUUGAUCAUGUCACUACUGCUCGCAUUGGGCGUCAGCAUCUUGUCCUCGGAACCAGUGCUUCAAACCGGGUUACUAUCUCCAACUCAUACUUCAAUGGUGUCAGCUCAUACUCCGCUACCUGUGACGGAUACCACUAUUGGGGCAUCUACCUGGAUGGAUCGAGUGAUCUGGUCACCAUGAAAGGAAACUACAUCUACCGCAUGAGUGGCCGCAGCCCCAAGAUCCAGGGAAAUACCCUUCUCCAUGCGGUGAACAACUACUGGUAUGACUCGUCGGGCCAUGCCUUUGAGAUCGGAUCGGGUGGAUACGUUCUGGCCGAGGGCAACGUGUUCCAGAAUAUCCCUACUAUCGUGCAAUCCCCGGUGGACGGCCAGCUCUUUACCUCUCCCGAUUCGACCACUAAUCAGGUUUGCUCGACGUAUCUGGGCCAUGUUUGCCAGGUAAACGGCUUUGGCACGUCUGGCACAUUUAGUCAGAGCGACACCGGCUUCCUGUCAAACUUCCAGGGCAAGAACAUUGCGUCUGCCUCGGCCUAUAGCGUCGUCCAGACCAGCGUUCCAUCGAAUGCGGGCCAGGGCAAGCUGUAGGAGACUUAACUUCUGCUAGCAGAGUCUUCAUCACUAAGGGGGGAACGGCUAGUCAAGGAAUGUGAAUUCUCAAUGGUGGAAGAACUAGUUAGUUACCAAUUGCUAUCGGCUAUUCUUCCCUUUAGGUCUUGCUUGUUUAGUUGAAGCAGGAUAAUCAAUCAACGCGGGGAAGGUCUCCUAGCUGAAAUGUAUAGCAGAGUAGUUGUCUAUUCCGUAAUAUCCCCGUUUCGUUUUGCAAUUUAUUCCUGGCAUGUGGCGUUCCAGCCGGAAACUUGAACGGUAACGGCCAGAGCCUUCGAACUAGUAUAAUGAGGGUACGACGUUUACACUACGCUUAGAAUGGCUUUUUCCAAGAGUCUCUUGGUGCGGAAAAGCCAAGGACUCCGGAUAUAAUAUCAACAUUAAGAACGGCCGAAAUUUGAAACUCGACGGGGUGUAAGAGGCGUUCAAACAAAGCCCUUGAUCUCGGUUG